AUGCGAAGCAAACGCUUCAAUGUAGAACACUAUCUAAACACUGGAUCCUCACGUAUGACAUAUUUUUUACCACAUGCUUAUACAAGACCUGGUCACCAGGCAAGCUUGGUGGAACUGAAAACAUUUUAUAACGUGUUUUACAUUGCAUUACAGGUAUUCUUUCCAGAUGUCGAAAGAGCAGAAUGGUUGAACAAGGUUUGUUUAUAUUUUCAAGCUAGAGUAUCAGUUCUUUCCAUGGAACGAUUACACAAAGUACCAAUAUUAUGCGUUGCAGGCAUGGAUCCAGCCGGAUCCUAUAGGUGAGGGGGAGUGUACAUAGAGCCUUUGUCAUAGUUUGGGAUGCUGACCGUUUCCCAAGCUACGCAUAAUCACUAGAGGGAGCUAGAGGCAGCAGUGCUCUGGGGAAAUGGCAGAACACUGGUCCUGAAAGGUGGUAGAAUAUUUCUUUCCAAGUAAAAAAUGGAUUUGAUAAGGAAAUUGACACUCCCCUUUUAGCACCUCUCUUUGGCAAGGCUAGGAGGGAUGUGCACUCCCUUGCACCCUCCUCAGCAAACUCAUCCUGAUGCAUUCAAAGCAUUUAAACUAUCGUAACCUAGAGAGUCCUCAAUGCAGCUGGUUAUGAAAUCCCUUAUCUUGCGUCCCUCGACGUCUUGAAGUCUUCUAUGCCGCCAUUUUUUCCUUCCAUCUUUUCCCAACACCUUUCCGUCGUUUAUCUAACCUACUGUGUUGCAUUGUUUGAGGAGUGUAUCACUCCAAAAAAUCUCGGAAACCUUGAAAAGAAACCUCGAAAAUCUCUGAUAAAUCCCUCAAAUAUCCGUGUAAAAUCUCUAAAAAUCUCGGAAAAUAUCUAAAAAUACCCACAAAUCGAGAAAGUGAUUUUCGAAAUCGUCCCAAAGCCUUUGACAGUUUUCCUGUGAAUAAAAACUGUACUUUCGACAGAAGAAAACUUUUUACCACUUGGGACGUGUUAUUAAGUUUAGGCUUUCUUUAAGCUAUACAUAUGCUGGGUAAUUGUUAAUUUAAUCUUAUAGAAAGUCAAAGCAACCUAAAUUAAUUAUUUGUUUAGUUCGUUGCACAACUCUGGCCCUAUGUGAAUGAAAUGGUGAUCAAAAUCCUCAAGGAAACGGUUGAACCAAAAAUUCAAGAAUCUGUACCAGGAAUGUUGAAGUCCAUUUAUUUUACAGAAAUCUCUCUGGGAAAUCGGGUAAAACAUUACUUGCAGCCAUAUGUUUUAAGAAGGAAUUUUAUCUCUUAUCGGCGUUGCAAUUCCAAGCGAUUUCUGUGUUAACAAAUGAUUAAAGUUGUUCUGAUUAUUUUGUUUUCUCGUAAGGCUCCUCGUAUUGGUGGAAUUAAGGUUUACACUGAAAACGUGAAGAGAUCAGAAGUAAUCAUGGAUAUUGAUGUAAUGUAGGUUCAAUAUUUCUAUUAAUUUGUCAAUUUGGUAUUGAAUUAAUUGGUGGUUUGCAAUCAAUCCUUUGAGAUUUAUAAGACGAACGGAGGAAAAUACGCUCCAAAUACAAUGGCUGCUGAUGAUACUCUUUUAGUCUUUUGUUAAUGACCGCCAUGUGUAACCAAUAAUUUUUCGUUUUGUUCUGCAUGUAUGUUAGUUAUUCUUUAGAACGCCAAUAUGCAGUAGAUGUGUUGAGGUCUGUAACACUAGACUCGGUUCCGAAAUAUCACAUACUCGAACCGACCUGACCGCGUAGCUCAGUUGGCUGAGCAUUUGGCUAGUAUUCCAAAGGUCGUAGGUUCGAUUCCCACCGUGGACAGGCAUAUUUUCCAAGCUUGCCCGGUGUGGAUAUACACUCAGAGUAACAUCACAAGCAUCAUAUUCACCUGAGUACAUUACACCAACACCAGGGCUCGAAUUUUAUCGCGGCAAUUGCCGUAGAGGGAGAACAAAAUGCCGUUGAUCAUUACGGCAACGACGGCAAUCUUUUGCCGUAUAGUGCAAUUUUUAUAUUAUUCACUGUGCAUUACUACUUUGAUACUUGAAUUCAGAUGUUGAUCAAAUCAUACGUAAAUCACUAUUUUAGUCUCAGUUUUCUUCGAAAAAAAAAACACUAAAGAAAUACGUUGACAUGUUUUUAGCUUGUCGAAAAUCCAAAGUAGCAAUAAAAUUAAAGUUUUAUUACAGUCAUUUGAAAAAUGCCGUGGAAACUGCCAAAAUUGCCGUAGACAGCUGUUACGUUCUACGGCAAUUUUUAACGCCAUUGCCGUCGAUUGAUUUCAGGGAAAUUCGAGGCCUGACCAACACAGAAAAAUUCGUGUAAUACAACUAUCCUAAAAGGCAGUGCUGGAAAAUGUCCGGCAGCGCCAGACUCCGGCAGCACCGCUGCCACGAAUUGUUUAGAAAUUUUUGUCAUCUUAUAGAUAUAAGCUUGUCACAAUGACAAUGUUUUAUGUCACAUACCCUCUCUGAAAUCUACAUAUGCAGGAAGUCUUACAUUUGUGUUUUUAAAUUUUGCUGCCAGGAAGAGAAUUAUAUUUUUUGGCCUGCUAUAAGGGUUGAACCUAAAUGGCAAAGGGUCUGCGGGGUCCGACUUGAGUAACGGCUGGUAAUCGAGCCUACCCUAAACUGCGUGAUGUUCAAAUGUUUUCGGGGAAUUAGAUACAAAAGAUACAAAAGUACUUUUUCUAUUUUGAAGAGGUACGAAAAGAGAUGAAGAGAUGCAUCAUACUGUAUAUGGUUUCAGUCGUUUAAGUGAAGAGAAUAAUAAGAGUUUCGGUACCCAAGAUAAUUUAGCAAAUAUUCAUUUUUAGAUAUUCUGGCGAUGCGGAUUUUGAACUGUCUGUUAAAUGUGUAACUGUUGGAAUUGAAGAUCUUCAGGUGUGUGCCCGAGUACUGUAUACUAUGGCGUUCCACAAAUUCAUUCACCAUUAAUCUAUACAUAUACAGUGCAUGUAUUGUUGUUCAAUGAAACGAGGACGUACAGUAGUGUACAUGACUACAAGAUAGAGCAUAAUUUUUGUGUAGAUGUACAGUAUGUUUGAUAUUACCUAGUACACCACUUGAGUAUGUGCGCUUAUGUUGCCAGGUUGUAACCUUUUCUUUUAAUGUUUAUAUAGCUCCGAGGUACUUUACGUGUCAUCAUGUCUCCACUUGUUCCUGCUUCUCCGCUUGUUGCUGGUCUCUCUGUGUUUUUCUUGGAUAAACCGGUAUGUAAUCUGAGUUUCUUAGUUGUUGUACAGUACUUAUCUGUUUAGAAAGUUCGAGGCAAAACAAAGUUAGAACAGCUAAAACAAGUCCCCUGCUUCUAAUCCACUGACGAUAUAGUAUUUUGUCAGCAUAUAUUAACAAUGAUAAUUGUGUUGUAUUUCUAGGAAUUAGAUUUCAAUCUAACAAAUCUCCUCAAUGUGCUUGACGUACCUGGCCUCAGGUAUGCCGUAAUUUGCUAACCUACUCUAUAGGCUGUAA
Molecule: messenger RNA, 3418 nt
Organism: Paramuricea clavata
Lineage: Eukaryota; Metazoa; Cnidaria; Anthozoa; Malacalcyonacea; Plexauridae
Source: the annotation of a GenBank genome assembly